AUGUCAGGAGGGUCUACGGCUGCUCUUAUGGCACUAUUGAGACAAAAUCACAUAGACGAAGAAUCCAAUGAGGUCCCACCCAAGAAGAAGAUAAGACGAGAGCCAAAGGCUCCUAAUUUCGACAAUCCAACAGAAAUUGUCACAUUUUUGAUUGGGGAAGAAGGUGAAGAGGAGAAGUUUCUUGUUCACAAAGAAUUUGCAUGCGCAUAUUCUCCAGUUCUUAAAGCGGCAUUUAACAGCGCCUUCAUAGAAAGCCAGACUCAAACCUUCCGCAUGAGAGAUGUUCCAACCAAAAUAUUCCGUAUGCUUCUCAAAUGGUUCUAUACACAAAGGAUCGAGAAACUUGACCUUGCCGAUAUUGACGACUCGACUCGUGGAGAACUUGCCGAGGAGCAUAACCUGAAUUUGGUACACUUAUGGGUUAUAGCUGACGAGCUACUCAUCCACAGACUACAAAACAUGGUCAUCACGGCUAUUGAAGACUUUAGGAAGAGUAACAGCAGCCUUAAGACCACCAAAUGGUUUCCGUUUGUGUACCAAAAUACACUCGACAACAGCCCAUUGAGGCACCUUGUCGUUGAUACGUGCUUGUACGAGUACAAUUUUCAAAACGAUGAAGGUCCGCAUCUUGUGGAACAGCGACCUGAUGACUUCCCACAGCAGUUGCUUCUUGAUGUAUUCAAGGAGACUACUAAAGCAGUGAAGGUGGCAAGAGUUCACAAUAAUUGGUACAAUUAUCCUCCUCCAAAUCCAGAUGCACGACCAUGGUAUAUCUGCGACAGGAAUUGGAGAGAUCAUAUGGUUGAGGAAAACCCUCAAUAG
Molecule: messenger RNA, 822 nt
Organism: Cadophora gregata
Lineage: Eukaryota; Fungi; Ascomycota; Leotiomycetes; Helotiales; Ploettnerulaceae
Exons: 3
Coding region: 1-822 (273 amino acids)
Molecular function (GO): protein binding
Source: RefSeq, a predicted model, not a curated record